This is a messenger RNA of Prorocentrum cordatum, 1236 nucleotides long. The record is from the annotation of a GenBank genome assembly. NCBI's taxonomy places the organism in Eukaryota, Dinophyceae, Prorocentrales, Prorocentraceae.
AUGGGCCUCCUGUGCCGCCCGCCCCUGGUGCUGCUGCUCGCCCUCGGCGCCGCCCCGGCGGCGGUGCACGCCCGCGGUGCCCUGCACGCCCGCCUGGCCGCGGAGCCCGCUGAACCGCCAGCCGAAGGGGCGCGCUGGCGGCUGCGGAGCAGGGCGGAGGGGGGACCGGUGCCGCGGGCUGCCCUGUCGCACCUAUCCCGGCGACAGGCGCAGGGAGUGGACGUGACGGCUCCGACGGCGACGGCGAGGGAGCCGGGAACGGAGGCGACGCGAGGCUGCUGCGCCGCCGUGCAGCAUCCGCCGACGCUCCCCACAUCGCUCGCUGGUGGCAGCCUGCCGCCUCUGCCAUCGGUGCCAGACUUCCCGAAGCUCGAUGGCGAUGCCACUGGCGACGUGAAGGUUGGCGUGCGCUUCAACCCAGAGGUGGAGUGCAAGCAGUGCUCAGCGGCGGCGCCGGCGGAGGCGCCUGCAGCUGCGACCGCACGUGGUGCUCCUGCGCGCGAGGGCGCCGGGAACAGUCAGGAAGUUCUUCAGCAUGAUGGUGCCGAGAACCUGGCCGAAUGCGAUGAGCUCACCUUCGGCGCCGCCUCGGACCUAUUGGCCCAACUCGAUGCCGAUGGUGCCGCCCAUCUUCCACUUUUUCUCCGGGAUUCGCGCGAGGUGACCAUGGAGUCCAGCUACGACCCGCUGGUCCUCACGGCCGAGCCGAGCACGCAGUUCCGGAGCCUCUUGCGGCAUGCCGUGGGUGUGUCGCGCCAGGCUGGUCUCGCUGUCGAGCCCAAGAGUCUGGUGAUGUGCAUGCUGAGGGAAGGCGUCAUUGAAGUGGCCUCUGCCGCGAAAAAGGCAACUUUCCAGAGCAUUUUGGAGCAGGCAGCGCCCGCGUCCUUCGUCUUCAUCUCGGACCUCAUCUCAUUGGGGAUCUGGCCGCCGCCAGAGCCGGUGGGCGACGCCCCCGAGAAGAAGGACGGCUCCUACAGCUCCAAGGCGGAAGCGUGCUCGGCGUGCAAGCAUGCGGCCACGGGCUCCUGCGCCAUGUACAGGACCUGCCUCUGCUACGCCGCGAACGCCGUCUUCGAGACGCCGGGCAUCCCUGCACCGACCGACAGGACGAACUACCACUGGACGUGCGGCAACGAGGGGGGCGACAAGUACGAGAUUUGCUUCAAGUCCGACCCGAAGUAUACCGACAACUUCGGGGACGCGUUCGACGUGAACAAGCCAAAGUGCCCCGUGUGA